AUGCGAUUCCUACAGCUGUUGGGCGUGCUCGUGGCGGUGGUCUUUGGCGAAGCGUUCAACAUCACCACCAACGACGAGAUAGACACCUCCAACAACUCCAACAGCAGCAGCAGCAGUAGUUGGAACGAUCGACCAGACAGUGAUCGGGUGCUGUCGAGAAGAAAGCGCUUCGUGGUGUUUCCCGAGGGUUCCAGUUUUUCCGUGGCCGUAUGCAUGACGAUCGGGUUGUACGGUAACCCGAACUACCAGUUCGUGAGCUGGGCGCUUAACUGGGGCAUCGCGUACAACCUACCAAAUCAAACGGUUAGCUUCCAGAAGGAGAUGACGGAACCAAAACCGAUGGUACAACGACGAUAUCGGCGUGAUCUUUACCAACGGCUGGAGGUUAUCAUGGACAGCAUGGGGUAUGCCGGACGAGAUUGUAUUCUGCGAGCGAUGUGCGAAAGCCCGCAGUACUUCGGCUCCCGUGGUGGUAACAUGAUCGCGGAGAUGUUACGCACGUUGUUCAGCUUCCCGAAGCAGAAGGUGCUCUCGUUUGAGCCCACCGACCACCGGUUGUAUGAUGAGGCGCACCGAAAGGGCCGUAAUAUGGCACCAUGCCGGUCACUGUACGAUCGCUGUCCAUUCUCACUGCUCGAGCUGGCCCUCGGCAGGUAUUCGACCCCGCACGGGUUCAUGUGA
Molecule: messenger RNA, 681 nt
Organism: Anopheles nili
Lineage: Eukaryota; Metazoa; Arthropoda; Insecta; Diptera; Culicidae
Exons: 2
Coding region: 1-681 (226 amino acids)
Source: RefSeq, a predicted model, not a curated record